Messenger RNA from Sinocyclocheilus anshuiensis, 1121 nucleotides. RefSeq names its product novel immune-type receptor 2a (gene nitr2a). Lineage: Eukaryota; Metazoa; Chordata; Actinopteri; Cypriniformes; Cyprinidae. The coding region runs from base 57 to 1121 and encodes 354 amino acids. Gene Ontology annotation, biological process: response to bacterium. The record is from RefSeq and is a predicted model, not a curated record. The transcript is spliced from 8 exons.
CAAGGAGGGACAUAAAACCUGUCUGAUGGUCAUAUGGCCAAACCCCAUGAUCUUUAAUGAUGCCUAGAUUUUCAUUUCAACCUGUUUGUAGCCAGCUCUACAAUAUGCUUCAUUUUUUCAUCCUAAUGCUUAACAUUUCAAAGUGCAGCUCAGAUAAUGCAGACAUUGUGCCUCAGAAUCAUCUGAAGAUUGUUCAAGUUGGAGACAGUGUUAACUUCACAUGCAAUUUUCCAAGAGAGCAAAGAACCAGCACUGCUUGGGUCAAGCAAAGAGUUGGAGAGAAACCCCUUCCAAUUGCUUCAUCAUAUCAAGGUUUACCUGGCACAUUUGAAAAUGCCUUUGACCAACAUAAUCGCUAUUUUAUUGUAAAAGAUGAUAUCAGUUUUAAUUUGAGCAUCACAGACAUAGAAGAAUCAGACACUGCAACAUACUAUUGCAUUCAACAUUUUUUUAAGUUUACAAUCGGGGACGGAACUGACCUUAUUGUAAAAGAUGCACAACUGAACAUGCACUCUGACGAUCAGACAGCUGUGAUAGAUCCAGUGCAUCCAGAAGACUCUGCAGUGGCGCUGCAGUGCACUGUCCUCACUCAGAGCUGUGCAGGAGAACACAACGUCUACUGGUUCAGACGUGAAUCUGGAGAAUCCCCUCCAGGGAUUAUAUUCACUCAGGAGCGCAGGAACGCUCAAUGUGAGAGGAGCUCUGAUGUGAACUCUACUGCACAUAAAUGUAUCUACAGCCUACCCAAGGGGAACCUCAGUCACUCUGAUGCUGGGAUUUACUACUGCGCUGUGGCCGCAUGUGGACAGAUACUGUUUGGGGAUGCAAUAACAGUUGACUUACCAGACAAAUGCUUUCAGACACAUUGGAUUACAGCAGCAUUGAUUAUAGUAACUUUAUCUGUGAUCGUGAUUAUCAUUAUGGGUGCACAGUUGUACAAGUACCGGCAAAAAGAUGGGAUGCAAAACAGUCAGCUUACGGCUGACGACGCAGAUGCUUUGAAUUAUGCAGCUUUGAGCCUUCAACAAAAGCCCUCCACCUCUAGAAGACCCAGAGAAAGAAAAUCGCAAGACAAUUCACUAUAUGCACAUACUGUGUUGAGAAGGAAGAUAAACCUGUGA